AUGGCCGACCAACAUGAUACUGUAGAUGACGGUCAAUUGCUUAAAAUUUUAAUCAAAAAAAGAGGAUCAGUAAAAUUUAGAUUAACUCAUCUAGUAAAACAGCUAGAUGCAGUUGAAAAGGAUAUUUCAAGUAUUGAAGAAUUGCAAUUUGUAGAAUGGAAACAAAAGGCCGAUCGUAUGCCUCUUUUGUGGGACGAGUUCGCGGGGAUACAAUGUCAAAUUGAAUCGCUAUCAGACGAACCUGAUCAGUUUCAAGAAAGGGUUGAUUUCGAAAACAAAUACGAUAGGUGUUUGGCCAGGUUGAAACAGUUGUUGAAAAAAUCGUCAGAAGUAGAGAGCAUAAAAAGCGUCAAAUCUUGCGGUUCGAAUCAAACCAGUGCCAGCGUUAAAGAAAGUAUAAAGUCUGAUGCCGGCUCAAAUAAAAGCGAAAAUGCGUAUAAGGCUCUCAAGGAGAGGUAUAACAAUGAAAAGGUGCUGGUGCAUCAGCACAUACAAGGCAUUUUCAAUAUAGAAAAAAUCAUGAGGGAAUCGGCAUCUGAGCUGAGGAAAAUAAUAGAUACAUUGUCUAAACACCUCAGAUCCAUUGUACAGUUAGGCCAACCAAUUGAUAAUUGGGAUGCGUUAAUUAUUUUCAUUGUAACUUCAAAACUGCCAAAAGUAACUAAUCAGGAUUGGGAAAAACAAAACAAAAAAUUCAGGGGACCUACUAUUGAAAAGUUUAGAGAAUUUUUAAUUGAUCGUGCUGACUUUCUUCAAACGAUUGAAUCGAAGAAUCAAGAAAAAGCAGCUGAGAAAUUUGAGAGUAAACAUAACAGAAUAGGACAAACAAGAGGUUGCGGCAUUUUUAAUAAAUUAAGUGUCAACGAAAGAAUUGACAAGGCAAAACAACUACGUUUGUGUUUGAAUUGUUUGAAACCCGGACAUUUUAGUACCGUCUGCAGAGCAAACACUUGUAAAAGAUGCAAUUAUAAACAUCAUGUGCUAUUGCACAAAGAAACGUCGAGAAGCAAUUUGGCAACAGAGCUAGAAUCUGCUCAUUCCGCAAACGACGCUGGGGAAGCGCCGCGAAAUUCAAACGAUACGUUCGAACAGCCGUCAAAUUCAAACGGUGGGGAGCGCGCGGAAACGGCAUCAGUCGCGAUAUCAGUGUUCAGUUCCAAUAACUUCGUGUUGUUGUCCACCGCAUCUGUUAUAGUCCGGGGAAAACAUGGAAAAAGCGCAAUUGUCAGAGCGGUUCUUGAUUCGGGCAGUCAGUCAAGCUAUUUAACCUCGGAUAAAUUAUGGCUAGAAAAAAUAGACUGGGACUCAGCACUAUCGCCAGAAUUAGGAAAACAAUGGCUCAAACUAAAAAAUAGUUUAAUGGAAUUGAAUAAGAUACAAAUUAAUCGCAAGGUUAUUUGUGAUGAUGCUAUGAAAGUUGAAUUACACGGAUUUUCUGACGCGAGUGCAGAAGCAUACGGAGCAGCAAUAUAUAAUCAGUUCUACGGCAAAAUUGGGGCGGCCCUGCGGUACGGAGGACUUGAGGUAAGUAACAUUGAUAGUAAAAAGCCUGUGCUUAAUGAAACUCACAAUGAUCGCAUCCAUACAAGAAAAUAUAGGGGUCAACCUCGUAUAACAGGUAAUAUAGUAAAUCACAUCCCUAAUGUACAUGUAGAUCCUGUAAAUAAUAUUGAUUUCCUGGAACCGCCACCUCUCUUUUCUUUUUCUGAAGUCACAUUUAACGAGAUCCGCGAUGUAAUAGAUAAUCUCAAAAUUAAAAACAUACAACCUGAAAGCAGAUUUUCUGUAGGUAUAGUUUCUCUAGAUAGGCAUAGCCACAGAGUACACGGUCAGUACAGAACUGAUAUAGCGAGAACGGAAAGUCUAUUAGAUUCUUAUAUGGACAUGCGAAUCAUGAGAGUGAAUGCAGCCAAAUCAUUCAAAUUACCUAAUUCAGCAGUUUUCGGUACUUGUAAUAGUACUAAGAAGGAUGUAGUGAUUUUAGAAUGUGUAGGCAUCACUUUCUACAAACAUAAUACGUUCUUCAGUUUUCCACAUGAUAUGGACUUGUCUCCUCCAAGCCAGUUUCGACCAGAGAACCCAAAGCACUGGAUCCAAAGUAGUAAGACAUCAUACCAUCAUUAUCAUAGCGGUUUAGCCUUAGAUUCUGAGGGGAUUGUUAAAGCUGCAUAUAGGUUGUCUCAUCCAGAAACAGAGAGUUAUAAGAAUUUGGCUCCAACUAAAGGGAGCAAUUCGGCUAAAGGGCAUACAUUACUGUUGUGGUUCCUCCCGCAGCGGAAACAGCCCGGAGAGCGACCAGACGAUGUGAACUGCUGUAGCUGCGGCAGCGCCAUGUUUGAGCUGUUGCCCCCACUCCUGCGCGUGCCUCCUUGGCUCCGCUGCGCUGCAGAAAAGAUAUCUCAAAGUCCAUUAGAACCAUAUCGCAGUAGAUAUCAUGCAGAAAUAGUCUUUUACUUGAAGGAUAACUUCAAGAAUCGUUUCAAGGAUUUCAACGAAGUUGUUGUAGUGGCACAAUUUGUUGUUUCACCCUUCAUGGAAAUUGAUAUCCAAAGGUUUGCAACUUUUGUUACCCAGAAUUUUAGCGAAGACAUCAUUGUGACAGAAAUGGAAGACGACUACCGUAAGAUCCUUCGCCUAUUCCGAGAGGAAGAAGUGCCCCAUCACACUUUUCCUCUCCCUUCGGAACGGAACAUCCAUGCGGUGGUUCGAGGAGUUCCCGUCAACUUUUCGGAUACUGAGAUUAAGGGAGAACUGGAUCAGAGGGGAUAUAGCCCUCUUCACAUCAUUCGAUUGAAGCGCAGCGGCGGCGCGCCCAUGCCUUUGGUGGUCGUGAUACUGCCCAAGACUGGAAAGUCUCAGCAAGUGUUCAACGAUCACGAACUGCUGGGACUGGCCAUUUGA
Molecule: messenger RNA, 2901 nt
Organism: Acanthoscelides obtectus
Lineage: Eukaryota; Metazoa; Arthropoda; Insecta; Coleoptera; Chrysomelidae
Source: the annotation of a GenBank genome assembly